UGAUUAUCAUUUUCAUUCAGUUUUUGAAGUUUUUAUCAAAUGUGACAUUGAGUUCUGCUUGGUUGAACGUUUUGGCAGUUAUAAUUCUCCUACCAUUAAGUUCAAUUUUAAGCUUGUGAUGAAGAAAAUUGAGGAUCCAACAUCCCGUCAACAGUUCUAUUCAAAGCGCAAGGAUACCAUCCUUAAGAAGUCCAAUGAGUUGGCUGUUUUAUGUGAUGUGGAUGUUGGUCUUCUAAUGUUUUCUCCAGCCGGCGAAGUGACUAGCUAUUCUAGCAAAGAACGUCUUGAGGAUGUCAUGCUCCUUGCUAUGAACAAGGCUGGUGAACUGAACAAGCUAUCUCCUGAAAAUCCAAAUGAACAGGCUUUGAUGGACUCUCUCACACAAUCAAAACAUGAAGCCGAAAUGGUGGAGAAGAUAGCGAUUGUUGAGGCUCAUGAGGAGAAGCUUAAUGGGGUCAAAGAAAGACUAAGUGAAGCACAACAGAAAAUAAGGUAUUACGAACCACAAGUGGAGAGUAUCAACUCUGUCCAAGAAGCUGAUGCAUAUGAGAAGUUCAUUUUGAGUGCUCUGGAACUGAUUCAACUAUCAAAGGCAAAACUCUUGGGUGACCAGGAAUUUCUCCAGAGAAAUGAAAAUGUUGCGGUGUCUUCUGUCAACGCAGAGGCUAUGGCUGCUGAAGGAACCAGUGGGGGAUGGAUGUAUUGAGGAAACAGGCCGGAUCACGGCGGGGAAGUAGCUGAGGAUGUCCAACAGCUAUAGCAGGAAUAAUAGUUAUACUAGUUUAUAGGUUAAGAACUUAGUAGAAUAAAUAACUUGCCCCUAUCAGGCAAGCAAAAGUAUGAAUAAUGUUGCAUUUGUCUAUUGUGAAUGCAACUAUUUGAAUAUGGCAUCUGAAUAUGGCAUCAAAACAUAGCUAUUGUGUUUUGAAAUAGAAAACAAUUUGGUUUGGGUUGAUUUGGUUUCGA
This is a messenger RNA of Solanum lycopersicum (tomato), 966 nucleotides long. Lineage: Eukaryota; Viridiplantae; Streptophyta; Magnoliopsida; Solanales; Solanaceae. The record is from RefSeq and is a predicted model, not a curated record.